Benincasa hispida (wax gourd) is the source of this 1591-nucleotide messenger RNA. RefSeq names its product basic leucine zipper 34-like. Lineage: Eukaryota; Viridiplantae; Streptophyta; Magnoliopsida; Cucurbitales; Cucurbitaceae. Gene Ontology annotation, biological process: positive regulation of DNA-templated transcription. Gene Ontology annotation, molecular function: DNA-binding transcription factor activity; DNA binding. Gene Ontology annotation, cellular component: nucleus. The record is from RefSeq and is a predicted model, not a curated record.
UCCCCCAACUCCAAUAACAUUUCUUCUUCUUCUUCUUCUUCUUCUUCUUGCCCUUUAAACAUUAUUUAUUUAUUUAUUUAUUUAUUAUUUUUUAUGCUUCUUAUCAGUUAGUUAAGUUUAGUUCCUAAUAAAUCCAUUUUCCUCUAUAUUUGAAACACUUGUUUUCUUUCUCCUCUUUAAUUAUUACCAAUUAUGGCUCAAUUGCCCCCAAAAAUACCCUCUUUCCCUCAAAAUUGGCCUCAUUUUCCUCCUCCUAACUCAAUGCCCAAUUUAACUCCUCCUCCUCCGCCGCCCUCCUCCUCCCCCACCACCCACCAACCCAACUCUUCUUGGCUCGAUGAUUUCCUCGACUUCUCCACCGCCCGUCGCGGCCUUCACCGGAGAUCCAUUAGCGACUCCAUUGCCUUCCUCGAAACCCCUUUUUCCGAUCAAUGUCGCAACUCAUCCCCCGCCCUUCUUCAUCCUCCUCCUCCCUUUGACCGCCUUGACGAUGACCAGCUCAUGUCCAUGUUUUCCGAUGACAUUUCCAUCCCUCUCCCUGCUUCCCCUUCCAAUCCUUCCACCCCUUCCGAUCAAAAUAGUAACAACGAUGACAAAAACCCCACCGAUGACCCCAUGCUUUCGCCGCCCCCACCGACUCUUCCGCCGCAUCAGUUGAAGAAUGAACCCGCCGACGUCGAAAUUAGCUCCGGCUGCCAACUCCUGCACCAAUCUCAACCUCCGCCACCUUCCUCCGCCGGUGAUAACUCCAUUGAUCCCAAGCGAGUUAAGAGAAUUUUGGCAAAUCGACAAUCAGCACAAAGGUCGAGAGUGAGAAAAUUGCAAUACAUUUCUGAGCUCGAGAGAAGUGUAACCACAUUACAGACUGAAGUAUCAGCAUUGUCCCCAAGAGUGGCAUUUUUAGACCACCAAAGAUUGAUUCUAAAUGUUGAUAAUAGUGCUCUCAAGCAGAGAAUUGCAGCAUUGGCCCAAGAUAAGAUUUUCAAAGAUGCUCAUCAAGAGGCAUUAAAGAAGGAAAUAGAGAGAUUGAGGCAAGUUUACCACCAACAAAGUUUGAAGAAAAUGAGCAGUAAUCAAAAUGGGGCGGCGCAACCGCAACCACCGUCGUCCGGAGAAGGUACUCCGCUGCAAGUGGCUGAGACGGAGAAGGAGCAGGCUGUAAGUUGACCGUGAAAAAAUGAAUGAAUGAAUUGCUAACAAAAUGAACUUUCUUCACGUGAUUUGCUUCCAAUUCCCACUUGGAUGUUUAUGUGGUGGGACCACACUUGACAGCUCGACAAUCAAUGGUCAGCAUCUUGACACGUGGAUGGAUUGAUUUAGGAGGGUGAUUAUGAAAAAGAAAAACAACAAAUUGUUUUUCUUUCUUUUUUCUUUUCAAUUUUUUUAACAGUAAUGGAAAAGAAGAUAACUAUCAGUCUGGAUCUGUUGGGGUAACGAAUCUGGGUUUCUUUUUCUGUCUUUUUUUUUUCAAGAUAAAUUUUUUAUUAAAAAUUGGGGUUUUUUUAAGGGUGGAUUUAUUAAUUGGAUUAAUUAAUGUAUUGAAGCAGAUGUUGUCAGGAAUUGAUGGUCUAAUUGUUUGAAUAUUUUCUUA